Molecule: messenger RNA, 1093 nt
Organism: Condylostylus longicornis
Lineage: Eukaryota; Metazoa; Arthropoda; Insecta; Diptera; Dolichopodidae
Exons: 6
Coding region: 1-1020 (339 amino acids)
Source: RefSeq, a predicted model, not a curated record
AUGGACAAAGAAGCUACACGAAGAACGGCAUUUGGAACAGUAAUUUAUGUUCAAAAAGUUUUGAUUUCUUCAGUUUCAAACUCCGAAAAUAAACUUAACAACCAUGGUCCGGAUUGUACAUACAGUUUACGUUUGAUUGAAGUUCAAAUACCGAAACAUGUUGUAAAAGGUGCUGAAGCAAAACUUGAAUGUCAUUAUGAUCUUGAUGAAGAAGCAUUAUAUUCAGUUAAAUGGUAUAAAGAUGGUAAUGAAUUUUAUAGGUAUGUUCCAAGAGAUAUGCCACCUGCACAAAUUUUCCUGUUACCUGGUGUUACAGUUGAUAUUCAUAAUUCAAGUGAUGUUGUCGUUGUACUAAAGCAUGUCAAUCUUUCAACAACUGGAAAAUAUCGAUGUGAAGUUUCUGCAGAAGCUCCAUCAUUUCAAACUGUAUCAGAUCAUGGUGAUAUGAUUGUUGUUUCACUUCCGGACAAAGGACCUAUUAUUACAGGUGGACGUGCACGUUAUCAAAUUGGUGAUUAUGUUCGCGUCAAUUGUACAUCCGGACGUUCUAAACCUGCAACAACACUCAAUUGGUUUAUUAAUGGUGAAAAUGCUGAAUCACAAAUGUUAAGACCAUAUGAAACAACAAUAACAGGACGUGAAGGAUUAGAAACUUCAACAUUAGGUUUGCAAUUUAGAGUUGAACAACAUCAUUUCCGGAAUGGUGAUAUGAAAUUGAAGUGCGUUGCCAGACUGUCAUCAAUUUAUUGGCGUAGUAAUGAAGAAAGUGUUGAAGGUGAUCGACCACAAAGAGCACCAGCACUUGAAUCAAGAGAAACUGUUUAUGCAAGUAAUUCAAGAGCAGAUCCAGUUCAAGCAAACGGAGAUACUUCAACGUUACGAAAUGGAAUGAAUUUAAUAACAUUAUUAAUGGUUUAUAGUAUCUUCUUAAUAUUUACGAAAAAAUUACAUAAUAGCUUUGUUCAUCUGAAUUAUAAUUAUUGUACGUUUCAACUACAUACAACUUCAUCAACAAGGUAGCUCAAUAUUCAAAAUAAAAAUUAUUAAAAAAUUAAAAAAAAAAUUUAAUAUAAACAUUAUUAUAUAACGAUUA